This is a messenger RNA of Daucus carota subsp. sativus, 3324 nucleotides long. Its product is annotated as probable LRR receptor-like serine/threonine-protein kinase At2g24230. NCBI's taxonomy places the organism in Eukaryota, Viridiplantae, Streptophyta, Magnoliopsida, Apiales, Apiaceae. Gene Ontology annotation, molecular function: protein binding; ATP binding; protein kinase activity. The coding region runs from base 409 to 2979 and encodes 856 amino acids. The record is from RefSeq and is a predicted model, not a curated record. Gene Ontology annotation, biological process: protein phosphorylation. The transcript has a single exon.
UGAAAUUCCACCAACCAAGAAAACACUUUCUUCAACUCAUGUCAUUUAUGUCACCCUCAACUUCCCCUUCUUUUUUCUAUUCCUGACAUACCCCUCAUCAUCUCUCUCUCUCUCUCUCUCUGCAACUCCCAAGUACAAAACCCCAACAUACAACAUACAAGCUCACAUAAAAAAGACUUGAGCUUUAUGCUUUCCACACUUUACACUUGAGUUGCUUUGUUCCACAUUUUCAUUCUUGUUUCUUUUCUUGGACUCUGCAAAACCAAACGGCAACAGUCCUUUCCACACUUCUUUAUUCUUAAAAUCUUUUCACUUCACUUAUAAAAGUUAGAAUCAAUAUGAAGUUUGUUGUACUCAAAAACUAAGCCUUUUGGGUUAUUUUUCUUCAUUUUCAGUGCUUCUUUUCAAAUGGGUAGUGUUUUUUUGUGCUUCAUUUUGGCUGUAACAUUGUUCUUUAGGCCAUUGUCUUGUCAACAAGAACCCAAUACAGAUGGGUACUUUGUGUUUGAUUUUUUCAACAAAAUGGGUGUAAAAACAUCUAAAGUUCACAACUUUUCAGCUUCUGUGUGUUCCUGGCAAGGUGUUGUUUGUGAUGAUAAUCAAGAAAAUGUGUACAAGUUAACAGCUUCUGGGUUGGGUUUAUCUGGUUCUAUUCCUGAAACUACUAUCGGUAAACUUAAAAAUCUUGAAUCUUUGGAUCUAAGCAAUAAUAAUAUCACUGCUUUGCCUUCUGAUUUUUGGAGCUUUGGUUCACUCAAGAUUUUGAAUCUUUCAUUUAAUCAGAUAUCCGGGGUUCUCCCAAACAAUGUAGGCAAUUUUGCUGGUCUUGAAAGAUUGGACCUUUCUUUCAACUAUUUUUCUGGGAAUAUUCCUGAAGCUGUUGAUUCUCUAGUCAAUUUGCAGGUUCUUGAUAUUAGUGAUAAUGGGUUUGAGUCCAGCAUUCCACAGGGAAUUACAAAGUGUCAUUCUUUGAUUUCGAUGGACUUCUCGAGAAAUCGGCUGAAUGGUACUCUUCCUGCUGGUUUUUCUGCUGCAUUUCCUGUGCUAAAGGUCUUGAAUUUGGCUGGGAAUCAGAUUCAUGGUGAAGGUUCAGAUUUGGCAGGGAUGGCAUCUAUCACAUUUGUCAACAUUUCGAAUAAUCUUUUUCAGGGUUCUGCAGUUGAUGUUUUUCAGGGGCCACUGGAGCUGAUUGAUUUGAGCAAUAAUCAAUUGCAAGGUCAUGUUUCUCAGGUAAAUUUCAGUUCAAGCUUCAAUUGGUCUAAUUUGGUUUAUCUUGACUUAUCUAUGAAUCAGCUUAGUGGAGUGGUUUUUGAUAACUUGAAACAUGCACAUAAUCUCAAACAUCUGAAUCUUGCGCACAAUAGAUUUUCGAAACAUAUGUUUCUGCAAACCGAUGUUCUUCCCAAUAUAGAGUAUAUGAACUUGUCCGAGACUAAUCUGAUUGGCCACAUUCCAAGUCAUAUAUUACAGUCCAGUGGUUUGAGAACUCUUGAUCUUUCCCAAAACCAUCUUAGUGGCAAGAUUCCAAAUUUAAGUACUCAAAGUCUCCAAAUGCUUGAUGUUUCAUACAACAAUUUAAGUGGAGAGAUUCCUUUAUCUCUGCUGAAGAAACUUUCUUGGAUGGAGGGAUACAACUUUUCGUACAACAAUUUUACCCUCUGUGCUUCUCAAUUUUCUUCUGAAACCCUCCAAUCAGCCUUCAUUGGGUCAGUAAACAGUUGUCCGAUUGCUGCAAAUCCAAGUCUUUUUAAAAGGAAAGUUCCAAGCCAUAAGGGGCUCAAGCUUGCUCUUGUAUUAGCACUAUCAAUGAUCUGUCUGUUAGCAGGGCUUCUGUUUAUGGCUUUUGGCUGCAGAAGAAAAACCAGAAUGUGGACAGUGAAACAAAGUUCUUAUAAAGAAGAUCAAAAUCUAUCAGGCCCGUUUUCAUUCCAGACCGAUUCCACCACUUGGGUAGCUGAUGUUAAGCAUGCAACAUCGGUCCCAGUAGUGAUAUUUGAGAAGCCACUGUUAAAUUAUACCUUCGCAGACCUCUUGUCUGCAACUUCAAACUUUGAUAGAGGUACAUUGUUGGCUGAUGGGAGGUUUGGACCUGUUUAUAGAGGAUUCUUACAGGGUGGGAUUCAUGUAGCUGUAAAAGUUUUAGUCCAUGGAUCCACAAUGACAGACCAUGAAGCUGCAAGAGAGCUUGAGUAUCUUGGUAGGAUCAAACACCCUAAUCUUGUUCCAUUGACCGGAUAUUGCUUGGCCGGGGAACAAAGGAUUGCUAUAUAUGAUUACAUGGAGAAUGGAAAUUUGCAGAAUUUUCUUUAUGAUCUUCCACUUGGGGUUCAAACAACAGAUGAUUGGAGUACAGACACUUGGGAAGAAGAUGAUAACAAUGGCAUUCAAAAUAUUGGACCUUCAGGGAUGUUUACAACAUGGAGGUUUAGGCACAAAAUUGCAGUUGGGACUGCAAGAGCAUUGGCAUUCCUCCACCAUGGCUGCUCUCCUCCUAUAAUUCACAGAGACGUUAAAGCUAGUAGUGUUUAUCUUGAUUUGAACUUGGAACCCCGAUUGUCUGAUUUUGGGUUAGCAAAGAUUUUCGGAAAUGGUCUGGAGGACGAGAUCACUCUUGGGUCACCAGGAUAUGUGCCACCAGAGUUUCUUAGGCCAGAAACUGGCUCUCCAAAAACAGCAACACCAAAAUCUGAUGUUUAUAGUUUUGGGAUUGUCCUCUUUGAGCUAAUGACUGGGAAAAAGCCCGUUGAAGAUGAAUAUCCAGAUAAAGAAAAGAAUUUGGUGAGUUGGGUUAGGGGAUUAGUCAAGAAAAACCAAGGUUCAAGAGCCAUCGAUCCAAAAAUCCGUGAAACAGGGUUAGAAUAUCAAAUGGAGGAGGCCUUAAAAAUUGGAUACUUAUGCACAGCUGAUAUUCCCACUAAGCGACCAAGUAUGCAGCAAGUUGUAGGACUUUUAAAGGAUAUCGAGCCUCUCACAAAUUAAUGAAGUCAUCACCCUCGGAGUUCUUUCAAUUCUUAUGGUACUCUGCUCUACAUUUUUUAAUAUUAGGGUCCUUUCUAUAUAUGGCUCUAAGAGUAGAUUAGAUUGUAUAGUGAUUUCUAGAUCCUAUUUUGGCAUGACUAAUUUUCACUUCUAGUAUGAUGUUUCUGGUAGUAGAAACUUUACCCUGGCCAUGGUUUUGAUCAUUGUUAUUCCCAGUUGUAAGCCAAAAGGCCAGAGAAAUGGCACACUCUUGUUUGCGUGCAUUCACCACGUCCAAAAAAAAGUCGAAAAGUUGCAGCAAGUAGUAUUUUCAAUUGAUUUUCUUCAAACUAGUAUUUCAUGCUA